Messenger RNA from Acanthaster planci (crown-of-thorns starfish), 2540 nucleotides. RefSeq names its product growth arrest and DNA damage-inducible protein GADD45 beta-like. Lineage: Eukaryota; Metazoa; Echinodermata; Asteroidea; Valvatida; Acanthasteridae. Gene Ontology annotation, cellular component: cytoplasm; nucleus. Gene Ontology annotation, biological process: regulation of cell cycle. The record is from RefSeq and is a predicted model, not a curated record.
UGUCGUUUCACGUGAUCCGACAGAGGGGGUUUCCCCGAUUCCUUACUACACGUCGACGUUGCACAUUCCACGCGUAGCAUGGCACCUUCACGUGUCAUCUGGAUGACGCGCACGAACACGACACAGUUUUCAGUCCUGAAACAUCGAGUCAGGUUCGGGAGUGUUCUUAUUGUACCUGCAAAAUAGGAGAGGGAAAUUAUGACGUUUGAAGAAGAAUUUGAUGUGAGCUUCAAGGCAUCAAGAAAUUGCACAAACAACAUGAUUUCAAUGGAUGCUAGAAUGGCAUUGCGGGAGCUCCUCCUGAGUGCAAAAGUUGAAGGACGCAUCACUUAUGGAGUCUACCCAUCAGUCAGAAAGCUUGGCAGUGAACCCAAUAAAGUAAUGCUCUGUAUACACGCUGAUAACAAUGCUGAUGAGGAUGUUGCCCUUCACAUCCAUUUCACACUCAUGGAGGCUUUCUGUCGGGAGCAUCACAUACGACUGCUCAAGGUUGAUUGCAGUGAAAACCUGGCAAAACUUCUCCAUAACAAUGAUGAAGUGAAUCACGUUUCACUUGAUACCUUGGAUAAUUGUCGUGCUCCUCAUCCUCGCCAUAGAAGCAAUAGUGAAGAUUUUGUCUGUCUUCUUGUAGAUUUUCCCAAGGAGAUUGAUGCUACUACAGGCUGCUUUCUUGAACAUUAUCAUGUCAUGGCCAAGGAAAUGCCCUUUCCGCACAUCUCUGUUGCAUCUUGAGGGACAAAUGUAAGAGUGUGGUACAACAAGCCCCCUCUGUUGACUGAAGAAAAAGUACAGUUGGACUGUGCCAGUUGCGGAAAAGUGUGCUAUGUUAAACAGAGAAGAUGCAUGUGUACUUUGUUGGAUAGCAUCUGCCACUUUGUUCAAGGGAAGGCCAUGUGUACUUGGGGAACACCCCUGAAGGAGAGUGGAGAACAUUUGUGUCAUCAUAGCAACAGGAGAAUAACACGUGGCAGAACAGAGGAAAAAAUACAGACCUUUAAAUGUAUUAAAGCGCCAUGAAAAAUACAAAGUUGCACUGAGGAGUCCAAGACUGAGUGAAAAGCAACUCCACUAGCCACUAGGCUAAUUCAGUUAAUUUACUUGUUUAAUUCAGGAGGUUGCAGCAUCUGUUUCUGGAUUUUGUUUUAAAAGUAUCAAACAGGAUUUAUUGGAAUCGAACUGUAUUUCUCUUUGGAACACAGUUGUUUGACAACAAAUUUAAUGGUGAUUUUGUUCAUUCCUGGUGGAUGCUGCAACAAAUGUCAUUGUUGAGGCACUUGGACAUACAAAUGUAUACAGUAUCAAAUUCUGAGUUCAGACUUAUCCAACAAAUGUGAUAAGUGAUUCUUGUUGCUUAUAAACUGUUUUUAGCAUUGACCAGCAAAAAGAACAUAACAUGUACGUGCACGGUAUCAGACCUUGUAUAACUUUUAAUCUAGAAUGAAUGCUUUCAGAUCAGGAUUUCUGUUUUGUUCGAAUUCAUUCAUCCUUGUUUUAAUUACGGGUGACUAAGAUAGUAUUCAGACGAAUUAAAGUUCUCCAAAUGCAGAGGUUACCUUAUGCCUUGAAAUUACAUUGUAAGAUCGAUCAAUUGUGGUUAGGUUUAUGAAAGACCUGCAUGUUUUAGAAUAAAGUAAAUACGUGUAAUAUAGCAUAUUUAUCAUAUAGCAAAAAUAUUUAUAACGUUUAUGUAGUGUAUUCAGCACAGGGGAAAUAUUCUAAAAUUGACUGUCAAUUCAAAAUUUUCUGUCGUAUGUUCCCCAAAGCAAUCUGUUUGGAAUUGGACUAUAAAAUUUCCAUUGUUUGUGUUAUAGAAUAAUUCCCUUCGUGCAUCACUACACCGUGUAUAUUAGUCAAUUGAAAUAAAUGCUUUAUUCAAUUUAAGUAGUUUGACACACAAGUUGUGUGAAAAUGUUCAAAUUUGAGGAUUGAAGAAAGACGCAGUUAGGGUAUCAGUCACCAUGACAACAGUGCAGCUUAUUGCUAAACAAUGUACAUUCAUUGUCCUGGAGUAAACAUUGAAAGAAACGAGUUGCAGUUUUCAUCGAAACAGAGGAGAAAUAGUAAAACUGAUUCAACAAAAUCUUCUCUUGGUCAAAGUGUCCAAAUAGCUAUUGUGAUUAACUGACCAUCGUGCAGUCAGGAAACAAGGAAACUGAAUAGGAAAGAUAGAGGUUUAUGCUUAGAGCUAACAGUACAAAAUUUACUUUUGGUUUGAGACAGGCACUUGUUUGACAUACAUGUACUGUAUAAACACCGACAUUGAUAGGCUCAUUACCCCCGUCUCCCUGAACUGUAUUGUAAAAUGUGCGUGAUAAAUUGUUUCCAAAAUUCGUCCCCUUUUGGAUUCUUGGUGGUUUGCAUGUAAUUUGAUUAAACUUUGUAAAGAAAUUUGGGAUAGUGAGUUGCUUGAUUCGUGAAAAUACUUGAAGGGAUUAGAGAACCUCAGAUAAAAGAAUCCCAAAAUUAACCAAACAGUGGUGUUUGAUUAACUGGACUUAUACUGCAGCCCUUGCAUUAAACGGCGCCCUGAUGUCAUGAUA